GGAAUCUGUCCUUAGAGGAUAUAUUUUCCUCCUCCUUAUCCAGUACCAUGCUGGCCAACACAUUACAGCCCCCACAAUGCAACUGUAGAGAACCAACUCCUGAUCCGGUUGCAGAGAGGUUUGUACAGCUGGGAUGUCUGGGCGGCGGAGGCUAUGGGACGGUCUAUGCUGGAUACCGCAGAGAAGACAACCUACCUGUGGCUAUAAAACGUGUCCCCUUGGCCAAAGUGUUACGCAUACCUGUGACUCAGGAUGGACAGCAGGUGGAGUAUCCCUUGGAGGUGGUAUUAUUGCGGAUCGUGGGAGGUAGGGGUGAGGCUACGGGGGAGGGUUUGGGUGAAGUUGUCCCUCCCCCCCGUGCUGCGGUGGCCCUGCUGGACUGGUUUGAGCUGGAUCAGGAGUUGGUCCUGGUUCUGGAAAGACCAGUUCCCAGCAUGGACCUCUAUGACUACAUCCAGAUGAGAGGGGGGACGCUGCAGGAGGAACACGCCAGGAUCAUCCUGAGACAGCUAGUUGAAGCGAUGAGAGAGGUCCAUUCCAGAGGUGUUCUCCAUCGUGACAUCAAACCAGAGAACGUUCUAGUAGAGACCGGUUCCACCUCGCCUCGGAUCAGGGUUCUAGACUUUGGCUGCGGCUGCAUUCUCAGAGAUGGGCCCUACACCGAGUGUUACGGCACAUCCCAGUACACCCCUCCAGAGUGGUUUCUGAGAGAGUCGUAUCGUGCUGGUCCCUCCACUGUGUGGCAGCUGGGGGUGCUGCUAUAUGACGUGCUGUGUGGGGACCAGCCCUUCAACACACGACGAGAGAUCAUCUUUGAAGAGCCUUACAUCAAGGACGAACUGUCCAGACACUGUGUGGAUCUGUUGAGGAGGUGUCUGGCCAAGCGACCCCGAGGACGGCCUACUCUGGACGGGAUGUUACUCCACCCCUGGCUCCAGCCACAGUGAGCCAGUAGUGAGCCAGACACCCCACCCCCCCCCUGGCCAGACCUGCAGCCUGUCACCUGAACUCAACUCAACCAAUCUUCACUCUGGACAUAAACAUCGAUUUUUAACCGUCUUUGAAAAGUAACUCCUUCAACGUGAAUAUAUAAACUUUGAACAAAUAUCACACUUUUAUUAUUCAUGAUUUGUAACUCCAUCACCUUUGUUUAAGACACAUAUUUUACACGCAGACAAACACACACACCAUGAGACUGUUAAA
Messenger RNA from Coregonus clupeaformis (lake whitefish), 1203 nucleotides. Its product is annotated as serine/threonine-protein kinase pim-2-like. The transcript has 6 exons. Lineage: Eukaryota; Metazoa; Chordata; Actinopteri; Salmoniformes; Salmonidae. Gene Ontology annotation, cellular component: cytoplasm. The record is from RefSeq and is a predicted model, not a curated record. Gene Ontology annotation, biological process: protein autophosphorylation; negative regulation of apoptotic process; regulation of mitotic cell cycle. Gene Ontology annotation, molecular function: protein serine/threonine kinase activity; ATP binding. Bases 48 to 947 code for a protein of 299 amino acids.